CUGAGUGGCGAGUCACACUGUAGGCGAAGCUGCCAUGCCGGGGAACUGUGGGCUUCUCCUCUUCCUCCUCCUCCUCUUCUUCCUUCUCCCCUGGGAUCCCGAGGGGCUGGCUCAGCCAUCGCCCUCACCUCCUGGCCCCAGGCAGCCUGAUGAUUCCCCUGCCUGGGCCCCCAGGCCACCCCCGCACCGGGCUCCGAGCACCCCCCUGGUGAUGCCCGGGUUGGGGGGCAGCCGGAGACCCCCAGGAAUGGACUGGGUUGAGACCCCUCCACCUCCCACGCCCCUUUCCCAGCAGAGGGUCCAGGACGACCCCCAGGAUGGAGCCUCGCGGCCCCGGAUGGGCAACUGGUGCCCAUUCCAGAAGUCCAGACUGGUCACCUUCAUCGCCUCCUGCAAAACUGAAAAAUUCCUCGUCCAUUCCCAGAUGCCUUGCCCGGCCGGGACUUCCGACUGCCAAAGGGUCAUGUAUCGCCUCUCGGUGAAGCCGAUCUACCAAAUUAAACAGAAGGUUCUGGUAUCCCUGGACUGGAGGUGCUGCCCUGGAUACACUGGACAGGACUGCCAACACUAUGACCCCAGUUUGAUCCCAGUGAGCGCUAACCGGGCUGAAGGGACAGAGGAGGAGAAGCACGGGGAGGAUUCCGCUGAACACAUAGCGGUAACCCGGCCCGGGGCAUCUGCGGUGCUCAGGAGGGCCGUCAGCAGCCAGGAAAAGCACCGGGGAGACCUGCAGAACGAUAUCCAGCAAGCCACUGGCCACCUCCUGGACCUGCAGGACCAGCUAGAAUAUAACCUCACCAGGAUGACUGCGUCCGCCCACCAAACCCAGUCUGAAGGUGCCGACCCACCCCUCCGGCCCGGGCUGGCCGCCCACCUGCAGGCCCUGCUGCGGGACCACCUCGCCCCCGUCUGGAGCAGCUACAACCAGAGUCUCCAGGCCCUGGCACGGGUGCUGAGCAAUCUGACCCGAGACGUGGAGGCCAACAGGCGUGGCCUGGAGGGAUUCCGGGAGACGGCGGAACCCCGGCCGGACCUGCAGGAGCUGGGGGCCAAGUUUGAAGCCAAAGUCCAGGAGAGCGCGGCGAGGGCGGACCAGCUGCGGCGGGAUCUGGAGGGCCGGCUCCAGGGCCGGCAGACCGCCCUUCACCGCGACCUCGUGACUUUCGAGACCGACCACGACCUGAGGCUGAAGAGGCUGCAGAAAACCCAGCAGCUCCUUCUGCUCCCCAUGAACCACAGCAUGGCCGAGGUGAGGCGGGGCCAGGCCCUGCUGCAGGAUCAGCUGCAGCAGCUGUGGACCAACCUCUCGGCUCUGUCCGCGGCCGCCGGCGACAGGGGCCGGGAGGCCCUGCGGGCCCUCGAGGGCCUGAACGCCACCCUGGCGGGUCACACGGAGCAGAUCCAGGAGCUGUACACCGAGUCGGAUGAGACCUUCGAACAGAUCACCCAGCUGGAGAGGCAGCUGCGGGACCUGCAGGCCCAGAACAAGGCGACCCUGGAGGAGAUCCGGGUGAUCCUGAUGGAAAAGUCGCUCAUCGCCGAGGAGAACAAGGAAGACCUGGAGCGGCAGAUCCUGGAGCUCAACUUCACGCUGGGCCAGCUGCAGGGCAGCCACUGGGACCUGCUGAAGUACCUGAAGGCCUGCAACUGUCAGAAGCUGUCCUGGGACCUCGACAUGGUGCAGGAGCAGCAGCAGAACGCCACGCGCCUCCUGGAAGAGUCCCAGCUCUCUCUGGACGAGCAGGCCCGGUUGGGGAGGUCCUCCCUCCAGGCACUGCGGGCGGCCGUGGAAGACCUGGCCCUGGCCCUGGAUGACCAGCGGGAGCAGGCGGCCCGGGGGGUGGUGCAGACAUCCCGCCUCCGCAGCCAGGUGCAGGCUCUGGCGGGGGACGUGGGCUCCCUGAGGCAGACCGAGCGCCACGUCCUGGCCGAGAUCCGGCGCCUCAACGGCUCCUUCGGGGCCCUGCUGAAUGACGCCCUGAGGCACGAGACUGUACUGGGGGUGCUGCUGGGGGAGGACGUGAUGGAGGAGUUGUCCGAGGAGGAGGCCGGAGCGCUGCCCAUGACCUACAACGACAUCACCGCUGCCCUGAGGGAUGCGCACGACCAGCUCCGGGAGCGGGACGCCCGCUUGGACGCACUCGAGGAACGGCUCAGGAUCCUCGAGGUUGGCAGUGCCCAGUCCACCCCGCCCCCUGGCCCAGCCGGGGGUCCCCAGGAGACGCCGGAGAUCCCGCGGCCGAGCCUCGACGCCUCGGUAGAGGGGCCGCCCGGGGAUCCGGUCGGCAGGGUGGUCCGCCGCCUGGAGGAGGAGACCAAGCACUUGGCCGCAGAGCUCAGGAGGCUGGAGUCCGACUGGGCUGAUGGCCGGGCCUGCGACAACUGCUCCGGGGCCACCGCCGGAGAAGCCACGGAGCGGAACUUCCAGCAGCACCUCCAGCUCUUCCAGGGCCUGUUCUCCAACUAUGCGGACUUGGUGGCUGCCAACGUGAGCUUGGACCUGGCCAAGCUCCACUCCGUGCUCAGCAGGAAGGGCAAGAAGCAACAGAGGGGUCUGGAUGCUCUGGGAAAGAAGGGCAAGAAACAGAAGGAGCGGCCGGAGGAAGCGGGCCCGGCACGGCGGGGGCCGGGAGACCUGGAAGCAGAUUCUCCUGUGGCCUUCUACACCGGCUUCUCCGAGGGGACCGACGAGCCCGGGCCCGUGAGGUUCAACGAGACGCACGUCAACUUCGGCCAAGGCUACAUCGCGGAGCACAGCUGCUUCCGGGCACCUCGCCGCGGCCUGUACAUGUUCACCGUGAGCGCGGCCUUCCAGCCGGGGCCCAGCCUGGGCCACCUGGUCCUGGGGAGGCAGCGCCGGACCCCGGUGGGCAGGGGCCCGGACCAGGCCGCGGGGGGCCCGGCCUUCGCCUUCGCCCUGGCCGAGCUGCAGCGGGGUGAGCGCGUCUGGUUCGAGCUGGCGCAUGGCUCCCUUCUCAAGCACAGCCCGGCCCCCACCACCUUCGGUGGGUUCUUGCUGUUUAAGACUUGAAGAAGGCCCGCUGCCCCUCCCCCCGGGGAAUCCUUUUGGGGGUGACCAAGGACUUGAAGGCGGCGGAGGGAGCCGGCAUGCCUGUUCCCAUGUACCCACAUGGCCACGGGUUGGCCGCCCACCCA
Tachyglossus aculeatus (Australian echidna) is the source of this 3156-nucleotide messenger RNA. RefSeq names its product multimerin 2 (gene MMRN2). NCBI's taxonomy places the organism in Eukaryota, Metazoa, Chordata, Mammalia, Monotremata, Tachyglossidae. Gene Ontology annotation, biological process: negative regulation of cell migration involved in sprouting angiogenesis; negative regulation of vascular endothelial growth factor receptor signaling pathway. Gene Ontology annotation, molecular function: protein binding. The record is from RefSeq and is a predicted model, not a curated record.